Messenger RNA from Lottia gigantea (owl limpet), 913 nucleotides. RefSeq lists its product as hypothetical. Bases 93 to 425 code for a protein of 110 amino acids. The transcript is spliced from 4 exons. NCBI's taxonomy places the organism in Eukaryota, Metazoa, Mollusca, Gastropoda, Lottiidae. Gene Ontology annotation, biological process: mRNA splicing, via spliceosome. Gene Ontology annotation, molecular function: RNA binding. The record is from RefSeq and is a predicted model, not a curated record. Gene Ontology annotation, cellular component: U6 snRNP; Lsm1-7-Pat1 complex; precatalytic spliceosome.
ACGAAUUUCGCCGGCUUUUCUCGCUUUCUUUGAUAUGAUUCGUAAUUUUAUGAUCAUAAUUAAUUUUCCAAGAAGAAAAUCUAUUUAGCAUUAUGAUCUUAUGGGAUUUAUUGCCUUUGCUUAGAUGUCAACUCAAGUUGUUUUAUUCGUUUUUCAAGUCGUUAGUUGGUAAAGAUGUUGUUGUUGAAUUAAAAAAUGAUCUCAGUAUAUGUGGUACAUUACAUUCUGUAGACCAGUUUUUAAAUAUCAAACUUACAGACAUCAGUGUAACAGAUCCUGAUAAAUAUCCUCAUAUGUUAUCAGUAAAGAACUGUUUUAUUCGGGGUUCAGUAGUCAGAUAUGUCCAGUUACCAGCUGAUGAAUGUGAUACACAGUUACUACAAGAUGCAGCACGGAAAGAAGCUGCACAGAACAAAUCAAGAUAACAUUCUACUAAAGCUUCUCUAGUGCUACAUAGACUAAUAUUUGUGUCAGUUCAGAGUCAGGGCUGCUGGUUUCAUAAACAUUGUGUAUUUGGCAGCUUUGAAAUUACUUUGUGAUCUUUUAACAUCUUUUGAGAAAAAAAAGUAGAAUAAGAAAGCGUAAAUUGCAAUGGAUGGAUUUUACCACGUUGAUCUCUAAUAUGAGACCUUGCUAUUUUGAAGUGUCUGGUGGAAAAACUUUGGAUCAGCAGUACUGGCCAAAUAUGAAUGUGUGCAGGCACUCACAAAUAAAAGAAUAUUGAAAUCAUGUAAAUAUUGUUAACUUGCAAAGAUCAGCAAGAGACCCUGAUUAAUUGUGAAUCAUUUUGUAAAUAAAGCCGUCUUCAUUCUCAAUACCAUUUCUAGUGCUUUAUUUUAUAACUAAUAUAAGAAGUUGUCUGAAAAUGAUUUCUUGAAAAAUAAAAAAAAUUCAUAAUUUGAUUAUAAUUCAC